Messenger RNA from Wallemia mellicola CBS 633.66, 1202 nucleotides. RefSeq names its product rRNA adenine dimethylase. Gene Ontology annotation, biological process: rRNA methylation. Bases 1 to 957 code for a protein of 318 amino acids. The transcript has 8 exons. Gene Ontology annotation, cellular component: mitochondrial matrix. NCBI's taxonomy places the organism in Eukaryota, Fungi, Basidiomycota, Wallemiomycetes, Wallemiales, Wallemiaceae. Gene Ontology annotation, molecular function: rRNA (adenine-N6,N6-)-dimethyltransferase activity. The record is from RefSeq and is a predicted model, not a curated record.
AUGCCAAAAGCAUUGAAAUCAGCUACAGAGAAGUUCUCCAGGAGCCAUCAGCCUGCUGCUAAAUCAGAUAGCAAUUCAGGCGGUACCAGCAAUCCACUUUUUAACACAGACAGAUUCGGUCAGCAUAUUCUCAAGAAUCCCCUAGUAGCUCAAGCUAUCGUUGAUAAAGCUUCUUUGCGAGCAACAGACAAAGUAUUCGAAAUCGGUCCAGGUACUGGAAAUUUGACUGCUAGAAUACUUGAAAAAGCAAAGUCUUGUCAAGUAAUAGAAAUGGAUCCUAGAAUGGCUGCCGAACUCAGCAAAAGAUUUCAGGGAAAACCUGAGCAGCGUAGAUUAGAAAUCGUCAUCGGUGAUUUUGUCAAGGCAGAUUUGCCUUUCUUUGACGUAGUAAUAUCCAAUUGCCCAUACUCAAUCUCUUCACACAUCGUGUUUCGUAUUCUUUCCCAUAGACCUAUCUGUAGGGUCGCGAUACUGAUGUUUCAGCGUGAAUUCGCCUUGCGAUUAUGCGCAAGACCUGGUACUGAGAUGUGGUGUCGCCUCAGUGCCAACGCCCAGUUAUAUUCAAAAAUCGAUCAUAUUAUGAAAGUCAGCAAGGGCAACUUCAGACCACCGCCACAAGUCGAAAGUAGCGUUGUACGAAUUGUCCCCUUAGAUCCCCCACCACCAGUCAAGUUUGAAGAAUUUGACGGUCUCACCAGAGUGCUUUUCACAAGAAGGAACAAGACAUGCAGAUCAAAUUUUACCGCUGCUGGAGUUUAUGAUAUGCUAGAAAGCAAUAGGAAAGCUUGGUUGACUGAGAAAAAUGAAAUGAUAGACGACUCAGAGAACAUUAAGAGCAGAGUCGAAAGGAUAUUAGUACAAACUGGCUUUGCAGAAAGCCGUGCCGCGAAAAUGGACGUUGAUGAUUUCCUUAAAUUACUUAGUGCAUUCCACGAUGAGAACAUUCACUUUGGUUAAUUAAUUUAUAAAUGAUUAGAUAGAUAUUUAAUUUUAUUCAUACACUACAAUCCUAUUCGAUUUUGUUGAGAAAACCAAAACAUUUGAAAAUUUUACUCGUCAAUGACCUUUCUAGCGCGACUUCUAGUCCUAUAAGCAGGUGAGUUAUUUGGAGAAGACUCUACUGGCUCUACUGGGGCUUUCACUGGCGCUGCUUUUGGUGAAGCUUCUUCUGUCUUCUUGUCCUUAGCUGAGUAAAUCAUAGC